CUCACCUUUCCCCUGCUGUCAGUCACUCUCCUGGUGUCCUUCGGCUCCUCCAUGCUCUAUGGCUACAACCUCGCCGUGGUGAAUUCACCGGCAGAGCACAUAAAGGCUUUUUACAAUACCACAUGGUCCCAGCGGUACGGGCACGGGCUGGCUCCUGGCCCCCUGACCCUCCUCUACUCCCUAACUGUCUCCAUCUUCGCCCUGGGUGGGCUGUUGGGCUCCUUGCUGGUGGGGGUGCUGGUGGAGCGGUACGGCAGGAAUGGCACGCUGAGCCGCAGCACUCUCCUCGUCCUCCUGGCUGGUGGCUUCAUGGGCUUCAGCCGGGAUCUGGGGUCCCCUGAGAUGGUGAUCAUCGGCCGCUCCAUCACGGGGCUCCACUCAGGUAUCUGUCUCAGCGUGGUGCCCCUCUACCUGGGAGAAAUUGCCCCCAAGAACCUGCGAGGUUUCCUGGGCCUCAUUCCCAGCAUCUUCAUCUGCCUGGGAGUUUUCUUCGCACAGGUCCUCGGACUCCCAGAGCUGCUGGGCAAGGACAAGUUCUGGCCCCUUUUCUUGUCAGUGGUGGCCAUUCCUGCCUCCCUCCAGCUCCUGCUGCUGCACUGCUUCCCUGAGAGCCCGCGCUACCUGCUGAUAGAGAAGAAUGACAUCUGUGGGGCCACCAAGGCGCUGCGCCGGUUCCUGGGGACACCUGACGUGCAGGGUGUGAUUGAGGAGAUGAAGGAGGAGCAGCAGUCACUCUCCUCCGUGGAGAUGGUUUCUGUCUGGCAGCUGCUGCGGGACCGCUCUGUCUGCUGGCAAACCCUCUCGGUGGUGGUGGUGAACGCUGGCAUGCAGCUCUCGGGGAUUGACGCCAUCUGGUUUUACACCAACACCAUCUUUGAGAACGCCGGGAUCCCCGUGUCCCAGAUCCCCUACACCACCGUGGGCACCGGUGCCAUCGAAGUUGUUGCAGGACUUGUUGGGUGCUUCACCAUUGAGAAGCUGGGUCGGCGGCCGCUCAUCAUCACCGGCUUCUGCGCCAUGGGCAUCUGCUCGGCUGGCAUCACCGCCUCCCUGCUGCUGCAGACCACCCUGCCCUGGAUGAGCUAUGUCAGUGUCGCCUGCGUGGUUGGCAUCAUCGCUGGCUUCUGCAUGGGACCAGCUGGUGUCCCCUUCCUGAUGACAGCCGAGCUCUUCACGCAGUCGCACCGCCCGGCUGCCUACAUCGUGGGAGGAUCCCUCAACUGGCUCUGCAACUUCACCAUUGGCUUCAUCUUCCCCUUCUUGCAGAUGUCAACUGGUGCCUUUUGCUACCUGGUUUUCUGUGGUGUCUGCCUGCUGGUGGCCCUGUAUGUCUACUUCAUCAUCCCUGAAACCAAGAACAAAACCUUCAUGGAGAUCAGCCACAUCUUUGCCACCCGACACUCCCGUCUCUCCAUCCCAGCCCAUCUCACUGGGAUGAUGAAGCUUGAUGGCUAUGGAGCCUUGGAGAGCAGCUCCUUGGAGGCUUCAGGCUCCAGCCUGCCCUGAUCUGGGUGGUCUGGGGGCAACAACGGUGAUGUAGGAGGCUGGAGACUGGGGAGGGAAGUGGGGCCAAUUUGCUCAGACUCAAUUAGCUCUGCAUCUCCCAGGACAUCCCACCACCAUGCAGCUGGCAGCCAGGGAGUUCACAUCACUCCUGGGUAUGUGGACAUGCCAAGAGGUGCCUGUGUGAGGUGUUUAAUAAAGAUAAUUGCCUCCAGAGCCAUUAUUUGGUAAGUGCAGCCCAGGACAGCAGCGACUCAGAGUGUGCUGACACAGGUGGGUACUCCCCUGGUGCCAGGAAGCAGCAGAAUGGGAUGGGAGUCUCAUCGCCCUCCCUGCUGUGCCUGGCUGGUCAUUUUGUAGGAAGGGUGGCCAGGAUGGCUCCUGGAUUCUUGUCUCACCCCGGGUGGUCAUGCAGAGGCUGCUGCAGAAGGGACAAGGAGCAGCUCAGAGCUGGGGGUGACCAUCCAGCCUCUGUGCCCCAUGCCCAGCCUGCUGGCAGCAGGUGGGAGCUGCCCGUUUUCUGGGACUGCUGUGGGCACAGCCUUCAUGUGGCCUGGGAACCCUACAACAGCUUCCAUGGACACCUUGAAGUCAGAGGCUCCCAGGUCAGCAGAUCUCAGGAAGCUGCUGUUUGCAGCUCCCCACUCUGUGAUGGGCCCAGAGCCUGCAUGUUUGGUGCUUGUGGUCCCUUGUUGGUGUGGUGGGCUCCAGCCCAUGUGAGUAGCUCACCUUUUAUGCAUGACUUGGCAAAGCCUCCGGGUGCCUUGUGGGGUGAGUGGGCGCUGGGCCCAUGUGGGGCUGGGACAAUGCACUGGGCAACCCAGUAUGGCCCAUCCUCAGCAGCCAGCUGGGGGCUCUCCAGCACCUCAAGCUGUUUAAAGGACAUCAGCCAAGGUGGGGGUCACAGCUCCACAGCAUCAGCCACUUCCCACUCUGUCUCCCUCCCAGCCCGGCUGCUCUCGGCGCAGAACAGAGCGGUAAAUAUGUGCAGCAUUACAUAUGUAUAAUGGAGUGUAAAUAACCCCAAAAAGUGCAUUGUAAAUAGACUCCAAGUUUAUCCUUUAUUAAUGAGGCACUGAGUGCCCUGCUGUUUUAGAGCAGCGAGACUUUCAUAAUAUCAAAACCUAAAUUACACUUGUGUCUCUCAUUCCCAGCAAACGACAGCAUCAUUUCAGGCCUCUUUGCCACUUGUAUUUAUUUAUUCUGGUAUUUAUUUAUCUCUCCCACCCAGCAUGCAGGGCAGCCUGGAAGAUGCCCUUUGCAAGGGAGGCAAUGCCCCCCCUGGGAGCAGCUCCCACCCAUCCUGGAGUCCUGACAUGGUCAAGGAGCCACUGUUGCCUUAUGGCCAAGGACUGCUUGGUGCUGGCUGGUGAGAUUGGGUAGACCUGGGAAACAUGGGGCUGGGAUCCUUCUCUGUCCAGGGCUUCAGGCACCUCCACAGCCAGACAUUCCCUACUUCCAAGGUCUGGAGGUCACUAGCAAAAUCCUAUGGCGCGUUUUGGAAAUCCUCGUGAGGGUACCAUGCCAAGGCAUGCAUCCUUCCUCCUUCCAUUAGGACCUGGGAGGACAGGAGCAAGGAAACUGCAUGCUCAUUGGCCCCAAUUUCUCGUCAUCUUUUUCUUUAGGAAAUUGAGGCAGGUUCUCUGUUUAGGGCUGUCAGUCCAAGCUGGCCCACACACCCUGGGUAUGGUAGCCUUGCAAAAGAGGAUUUGGGCUUCCCCUCUGCUUACUUGGCCCAGGAAAGAAUUUUCAGCUACGCUGUGGCAGGCAUCUUGGGAAGGGAAUGGCUGCAUGCACCCCAAGCUGCUUCCCCAAGUCCAAAACAGCUCUUUGGAUUCAGGCCUCCCAAAUCACUGGUUCAGUUUGGUGAGGAUAAGGCUGUAUCCUCUAGCGUGUCCAAACAGACCUUGAACAAUGGGAGAAGGUGCAAAGAAGAGUAAGAAGAGUCCAAGAAAUUAAUGUUGAUGCCUGAAAAUACUCCUAAUUCUCUUAAGGUCUGAAGAAAUUAAGAUGAAGGUGACUUUUUCCGAAUGUCUAAGUACCAUCUUGUGAUGUAUCCAAUGCUGGAGGGCGUGUGGGUUUAACCACCGAGGUAUGCACAUGCUGGGCUGGAGCUUGUACCAGCCAAACUGGAACGGGAAAGAAGGUCCUUUUGGAAACAAAAGGAAAUGGUCAUAACCAGCCUCUCUGUCUGCAGCCUGAACUGGACACUUUUGAGGGGUUUGGGGGAGAUUUAGCCCCUCCAGAGGCCCCAGCUCCUUGGGGCCAUUCAAAGCAGAGAAAAGCUGGCAGAAGAGACAGCUUGGUGUGGGACUCCAACACUGAUCGUCUCUGGUUUGUCCUCAGGAGGGGGGAGACGUGGCCAUGGGGCUGCAUGGCAGUGAGGUCAUGAUUCAUCUGGCACCGCCCACCAUGUAAAGCAGCCCAUGAUGACAAGCACCUGAGACCCCACCUAAGCUUAGCAUCAAUGCUCAUUGGGGUUUUGAGACUGCAAGAUGGACACUGCCAUCCCCCAGUUCCCCACCAGUGUGAGCGAACACAUCUUCAGUUAAUGCAUGGGAGGGCAAAAAUAAGGGAAAAGGGUCCCCUCUUUUUGGAUACAGGGUUUUUCCUGUAGGAGCACCUCUGCCCUCAGUAAUGUUCCUGGAAAGGGGUUACAGAGGUCCUGGCUGCACUUUGGUGUUGGCAAAACUUAAGCCGAUGAGCUGUUGCACCCCCAAAAUUAGGUUUCCCCCCCCCAAAAUGAGAAGUUUUGGGAUGGAGCAAGAACAUCUGGCUGGGAAGGGUGACGUCAGCCAGGAAUAGAACCUUUUGGUACCUUUCCCUUGUCUUUGCUUUGCACAGUGGGGGCAGAAGUCCUGCAAGAAGGAGACAACGAUGUGGUGGGGGUGGUGUGCCCGUUCCAGGUGCCACAACUCUAUGCAUCCUCACACUGUGGUAAACCUGGCUCACUCCCAGCUGAAAGCCAUCCUGCAGCAGGGGCUCAUCUCCUUGAAGUGCAGAGCCAGCUCCAGCUGAGCCUGUGGUUCAUAUGGACUCUGCUCAAGUGCCUUUUUGCAGGGAAAAACCUAAAAUGGGUGAUUUUUUUAAUGUGUUCCAGAUAACGGGCACCCAGCUGGAACCCAGCACUUCAGAGGAGUGAAGAACAGUGAUUUAUUUCUUUUAAAAACCUAAAUUAUUCCCUCAGUGUCAACCAGACCCCCUAAAACCUCUUAAAAAGCAGAUCAAUAAAUACAUAUAAA
This is a messenger RNA of Apus apus (common swift), 4745 nucleotides long. RefSeq names its product solute carrier family 2, facilitated glucose transporter member 9-like. Gene Ontology annotation, cellular component: membrane. Lineage: Eukaryota; Metazoa; Chordata; Aves; Apodiformes; Apodidae. Bases 52 to 1506 code for a protein of 484 amino acids. Gene Ontology annotation, biological process: monosaccharide transmembrane transport. Gene Ontology annotation, molecular function: hexose transmembrane transporter activity. The transcript is spliced from 12 exons. The record is from RefSeq and is a predicted model, not a curated record.